CCAUCCGACCAAAGAAGCCCAGGAAGAUACAUAUGGAGUUAGAUACAGACGAUAGUAGCCCAGUGGCAGUACGUAAAAGUGGUUUGCAAGCUAAGGCUCUCGGGAAGGAAUGAAAUGGAAGAUGUCAUGAUUAAGAAAAAGAAAGAAAAUACCGAACACUGCUGAAAAAGAAAGGUGGGCGACCUGUAUCCUUCCCCCGUCCACUGGCGGAUUCUUGAAGCAACUACUACUCCUCUCUCUCUCUCUCUCUGCUUUUGCUUUAGUGCCAUGCGAGAUCAUUGCACUAGUUUUGUUUCAAGAAAUUGUUACAGUUGACAUAUUUUAGACUAAAAUAAAUAAAUAAAUACCUUUUCUCAUCCAAUUCCCUGCUAAACCCAAAGGGUAGUGGGUAGUGUGUGGAGUUCCCUACCUCUCGUAAAUCAGCAGCCCCCCCCUGCUCUGCUCAGCUCCUCUGCUGCUCCGCGCCUUAGAAAAGUCUUUGGAGCAGACGCUACUACUAGACUACUGACUUACUGAGCCAAGAAUCCCCAAGGGGCCGCUGUUUGAGGAGUCUGCAUAUCUUUUGUUUGACAACAUAUACGGUUGUUUCCACUGCUCAACUACUGCUGCUACUGCUAUUAGAUGGUUUCAAUCGUUUGUGUUGUUUUGGGACAAUCUUAUAUGUAUUACCCCCAGUAGUAGUAGUAGUAGUAGUAGUAGUAUUGAGGAGGUGGUGUGAAGGAAGACUCGUGGAGCAAUGGAUUCCAAGGUAUGCAUGAACCAGCAGUGCACUUCGUCCUCAUCCUCGUCUUCAAUUGAUCUCAAAAGGGGUUGGCCUUUACGAUCCGGUGGCUUCGCCACUCUCUGUCACCAUUGCGGCAUUGCUUAUGAACAAUUAGUCUUCUGCGACAAGUUCCACUCAAACGACUCUGGUUGGAGGGAAUGCACAACGUGUGGUAAGCGUCUUCAUUGUGGAUGCGUUGCGUCUAGCUCUUGGCUCGAGCUACUUGACAGUGGUGGUGUAAAUUGUAUUAGCUGCUCGGAAAGUCAUGGAAUUUGCUCUAAUUUGACUGGUGAAAAAAAUAAAGAUUGCAGAGUAUUCUCAGCAGAUGAUGGCGGGGGAAAGCAAUUCACUACUGUGGGCAGUCAGUCAAAUGUUGGUAUUACUGACAAGAUGAAGCUUGUUCAGUUCGGUGAUGAUGCAGGCAGUAGUGACCAAUCACAGUUGUUUCUGUCUCAGACAGAUGAUAGGAUUGAGUCUCUUGGGCAGAGGAAAAUGAAAGAAAAUUUUCUUACAUCAGGAGAAUUUGGAAGCCCCUUUUUGUCAGUUUUAAAUCAGACAUCAGUUGAAGCAGCUCAAAAUGCCCAAUUAAAUGAAUAUAAGGAAUAUAUGCCGAUUAAAGAUACUCACGGUUCAUCAGUUCAAACAAAUUUAACUAUAUCACCUCCAGCAACAUCAGGAGAUAAAAUUUUUUUACCUGCAGUGGUUGCUGAAGAAAGGCCACUAAACAAGAAGAGUUCUUCCUUUUUGCAGGGGUCUAGAUCUCGCCAUCUCUUGCCCAAACCUGUAAAAUCUAUUAUGGCUGCAGGCUUGGAGGCAAAUGUUAGCUCACUUACCCAGUUAAGGGUGGCAAGACCACCUGUUGAAGGAAGAAUUAAGAACCAGUUGCUUCCUCGUUAUUGGCCCAGGAUAACAGACCAGGAGCUGCGGCAAAUAUCUGGAGACUCGAAUUCCACUGUCGUUCCUUUGUUUGAAAAGGUUUUGAGCGCCAGCGAUGCUGGUCGAAUUGGUCGAUUGGUUCUUCCAAAAGCAUGUGCUGAAGCAUAUUUUCCACCAAUCUCUCAACCAGAAGGCCUUCCUUUGAGGAUUCAGGAUGUUCAAGGCAAAGAAUGGGUGUUUCAAUUCAGAUUUUGGCCAAAUAAUAACAGCAGAAUGUAUGUCUUAGAAGGUGUAACCCCUUGCAUACAGUCAAUGCAAUUACAAGCUGGAGAUACUGUGACCUUCAGUCGCAUGGAUCCUGAAGGAAAACUUUUAAUGGGUUUCAGGAAGGCUUCACUUAUGCAGACAUGUUCGGAUUUCCCUUCACAGGAUAAUAAACAUCUGUCUAGCAUCCCGAAGGGCUCUUUUUCAAGUGAACCAUUCUUUUUGCCUGGUGCUGAUAAUCUACAUUCAGCUAACAGUCAGUCUGCCCUUCUUGACUCGGUUAAAGGAAGCGGGGUUUUUCCUCUGAGUGCAUUGUCAAAACAUUUCAGUGCUGUGGAGUUUGGCUGGCACAUAGCUGAGAUGAAUGGUGAAAAGACUCUGGAUGGCAUAUUUCCAUCAUCCAUGUUAGUUCCAGAGCGCAAAAGAAGUCGGAAUAUUGGGUCAAAAAGCAAGAGAUUGCUCAUUGAUAGCCAAGAUGCUUUUGAGCUGAAACUUUCAUGGGAAGAGUUACAGGACAUGCUCUGCCCUCCACCGUGUGUUAAGCCAAGCACUGUUGCAAUUGAGGAUCAUGAAUUUGAAGAAUAUGAUCAACCACCAGUUUUUGGGAAGAAGAGCAUUUUCACCAUGCGCCAAUCAGGGGAGCAGGAGCAAUGGGCUCAAUGUGAUAGUUGCUUAAAAUGGAGAAGGCUGCCAGUUAAUGUUCUUCUCCCUCCUAAGUGGACAUGUCAGGAACACACCUGGGCUCUAAGCAGGCCAUCAUGUUCUGGACCAGAGGACCUGAGUCCCCAUGAGCUUGAGAGUCUUCUGAAAAUGAGCAAGGAACACAAAAAGCAGAAAAUUGCGUCAGGCCUUAAGUCAGCCCAUGAGCAUGAAUCCUCUGAUCCAGAUGGUUUGGGAAAUUCUAAGGCUGUUCGUGGUGAUACAAGUGGGACGUCUGCUGCAUCAAUUGCAACAACUACAAAGCACCCCAGGCAUCGUCCUGGCUGCUCUUGCAUUGUCUGCAUUCAGCCUCCUAGUGGCAAGGGUAAACACAAGCCCACAUGUACAUGCAAUGUCUGCAUGACUGUAAAGCGACGCUUUAAGACCCUAAUGAUGCGCAAAAAGAAGCGUCAAUCAGAACGAGAAGCAGAAAUCGCACAAAGGAACAAGUUUGAUUGGGUUUCCAAGGAAGAAGCAGAAGUUGAGAGCUACCAACAACUGGUUAUACCACAUGAUUCUCUGGAGAAUCACAAGAGACUAGGGAGCGAAUCUGAAUUUCUAAGCCAAAGCAACAAGCAGUCAGAAAAACUUGAGGAAAUUGGAAAAGAGCAAUUAGACUUGAAUUGUCAUCCAGACCGUGAAAAUUUGCAGCAGAGUUCAUCCCGUGUCAGCAUGGUGAGUCUUCUCCAAGAAGCCAGUCUACCUUUGCAAACCUAUCUAAAGCAGAAUGGUCUUACAAGCUUGGUUUCUGAUCAACGAGUGAGUUCAGGGUCUAAUGUGCUCCUCCCACAAGUUACUAGAGAGAGUGAGGUACAAUUUGAUGAGGACCAGUGUCUUUCUCACGAGAUACAGGAGCAAGAAGUAAAAGAGGAACUUUCAGAAACAGAUCAAGCUGGAAAUGAUCCUUCAUGAUAUUUUUCAUAUUUGUACCUUUUGACCCAUCGCCUAAGCUGUCUGGCUUCUGAAAGGUUCUGAAACAGAAAAAAAUCAAAAAAGAAGAAAGAAACAAAUGAGAAAAAGAUAUCCUCAAAGUUUGUACCUAGCAACUAGUUGAUGGUAGCAUAGUUUGUUUUGUGUUUGAGCAUUUUAGCUGAAGAUGCUUUAAUUAUGGUGCUUGUUUCUGUAUAUCAUAGAUGUGCAUUUUAGAUUCGCAUCAACUCAUGAAAGAAAUCAUGAAGAGUGCUGGAUGCGGGAUAUAAAACUUUGAACAAUUUGUGCUUUUAUUUAUUGAAAAAUAAAUAAUUCAUCGAGCCAAAA
Coffea eugenioides is the source of this 3859-nucleotide messenger RNA. RefSeq names its product B3 domain-containing transcription repressor VAL2-like. The transcript has 13 exons. Lineage: Eukaryota; Viridiplantae; Streptophyta; Magnoliopsida; Gentianales; Rubiaceae. Bases 737 to 3514 code for a protein of 925 amino acids. Gene Ontology annotation, molecular function: zinc ion binding; DNA binding. The record is from RefSeq and is a predicted model, not a curated record.